AUGUCUGUCAGCAAGACCGGCGUGAUGGAAACCACCACGGCCGAUGUGCCUGUCAAGCAGUCUUUCGGUGCGCGGGUAGGUAGACACUACAAGAAGUGGUGGUGGGCACACUUGAUCAUAUUCGUUAUUGUGUUCCUCGUUGUUGCGUUGCCAGUAAUCUAUGUCGCGUAUCCCAACAUCGCACAGCACGAUGUCAGCGCCUCCACUCUUACUGUCGACAGCAUGAUCCUCAGUGAUCCCACCCCCGAUGGAUUCCACCUGAGUCAGGUCCAAACAAUUGGCUCACACAGCACAUAUCACCCCAAGAUCUAUGCUUUCGAUGCGGCUGUAUCUUUAGCUGGAGCUGCUUCCGCUUUCGCCACCGUCCGCGUCCCUACCGUCAAGUCUAAGGAUGGAGUGAAGGUUGAUGUUUCACAAGAUGUUGAUUUGAGUAACACGGCCGCCUUUGGAGGGUUCUCGACUGCAAUCAUGCUGAAUGAGGAAAUCGAAAUGAAUAUCUAUGGAAAGCCGAAGCUUCAGCAGGGUUCACUGCCCAAGGUGACCGUUACAUACAACAAAACAGUCACCAUGAAAGGUCUGAACAAGCUCAAAGGCUUCGAUGUGGUGGAGUUCCAGAUUCUAACAAACGCUACUACUUCACGAAACAUGAAUGGCACAGUCUAUAUUCCUAACCCUUCCGUGUUGACACUCUACAUGGGAAAUGUCACCCUGAAUCUUGCGGUUAAUGGUACCACCAUGGGUCAGACAUAUCUCGAGAACCUCGUCCUCAAGCCUGGAAAUAAUACCGUCCCAAUGAGCGCUACUGUACAGGAGCUCCAGAUCGCCAAUGCACUGAUCCUCGGUGGCGAUACGUACAAGGACGGUGUCAUGCCUUUCCAGAUUACAGGAAACUCCAGUGUAUACAAUGGCAAAGAGCUGCCAUAUUUCACCGAGGCACUGAAGUCCAAUAACCUCACUGUGAAUUUGAAUGUGACAGAGGCGCUUUCCAAUGCUGGUAUUAAACUUUGA
This is a messenger RNA of Penicillium angulare, 1008 nucleotides long. Its product is annotated as DUF3712 domain-containing protein. The record is from RefSeq and is a predicted model, not a curated record. The transcript is spliced from 4 exons. Gene Ontology annotation, cellular component: fungal-type vacuole membrane. Bases 1 to 1008 code for a protein of 335 amino acids. Lineage: Eukaryota; Fungi; Ascomycota; Eurotiomycetes; Eurotiales; Aspergillaceae.